Molecule: messenger RNA, 610 nt
Organism: Chaetomium strumarium
Lineage: Eukaryota; Fungi; Ascomycota; Sordariomycetes; Sordariales; Chaetomiaceae
Exons: 1
Coding region: 99-542 (147 amino acids)
Source: RefSeq, a predicted model, not a curated record
GUCUCGGAGAAAUCUUUUUUUCUGUUUCCUCUCCUUGACACGAGUACACUCUACCUCAGUAUCCUUCCAAUUCCUACACCUCUCUACUUGAUUGCACAAUGAACAGUUCUCACCCAAGCAUUAGGGACACGCCACGCUCAAUUACCUAUACCAGAGCCUACAACGAGUCUUAUUCCCGACACUAUAACAAGUUGUAUCGACCAUGCACAUCCCUGAGCCUUGACGAGCGUCUCCGCGCGCAACGGGACUUGGCUAGUACCUGCGAGCACCUUGCCAAAGCCGAUGCCUUGAUGGCGGAGAUCGACGAAGAACGAAAGACCAGAUAUGCCGCUGAGACAAGGGAGGGAAGCUGGAGAUCGCCCUCGAACCCAUACGCCUUUGACAUCCCGCGUGCCACUUACCCUACCAGCAGUGCGCCCUCCGAGAGUGAUCUCCGAAACCAGUCAUAUUCGCGCCAGCAGGGCUACAACCGCACCCACCAGAAUUGGCGCGCCGAAGACACGCGCCAGGACUGGAACCGAUGGAUGUACGGGCGCCCGUGAGCGUGAGCACGGUUCAGGCUGUCCAUCCAGGUCAAGGUGAGGAUUUGUCCUGGUUGAUUCGUAUGGAA